AUGCAAUUAGGAUAUAAUGAAAUAAUGAUUGUCUCAAAGUAUUUUGAUGAUAUUAAUGAUUUUAUUAAUUUAGAAAUUGGAGUUAAAAGAUUUCAAGGAAAUAUGGAACGAUUUCAUUUUAAUCCAAUUCCAUUGAAUCAAUAUUCAAGAAAAUUGUUUCCUAAUAUUGAAACAUUUCAUAUUUAUAAUAUAUAUGAUGAAGUGUUUGAAGAUGGAAGAAUAUUUAAAUAUGUAAUAUGGUAUAAAGUAGAUUAUUCAAGAUAUUUAGAAGAGAAAGAAGAAAUGAAUGAAUAUAAAAAUAUUGAAUAUACACAAGAAGAUAGAAAGAAAUAUGGAAAUACAAUACCAAAUGAAGUUACAUCACUUGGAUAUUGGUGUUUUAGCCUCUGUGAUGAUAUUCAAGAAAUUGAAAUACCAACGAGUGUAACCGAAAUAAGAAGUUAUUGUUUUGAAAGAUGUUCAUCAUUACAAACAAUUACUAUACCAACAAAUGUUAGUAAAAUAGGAGAUAGUUGUUUUUAUAAAUGUUCAUCAUUACAAACAAUUACUAUACCAACAAAUGUUAGUAAAAUAAGAGAAUGUUGUUUUUAUGGAUGUUCAUCAUUAACAACAAUUAAUAUACCACCAAGUGUAACUAAAAUAGGAAAUAGAUGUUUUGAAGAAUGUUAUUCAUUAACAUCAAUUAAUAUAGAAGAUGUGAAAUAUAUAAGUGAAAAAAGAAUAUUUAUGAAUGAACCAGUGUUAAUUAGUAUUAAAAUACUAGAAAAUUUAACAAUAAUAAAUGGAAAGAAUAUUGAAAAGAAAGAUAUUAAUGAAUUUAUUAUUCCAUCAUCAAUCACUAAAUUAGGAGAUUAUUGUUUUGAAUAUUGUUAUUCAUUACAAACAAUUAAUAUACCAACAAGUGUAAGUAAAAUAGGAGACUAUUGUUUUAAAGAAUGUACAUCAUUAACAUCAAUUAAUAUACCAUCAUCAAUUACAUCAUUUGGAAAGGGAUGUUUUUAUCAUUGUAGAUGUGAAGAAGAAUUAAAGAAGAAUAAAACAAUACCAGAAUAUUGCUUUGAAGAAUAA
Messenger RNA from Entamoeba histolytica HM-1:IMSS, 1068 nucleotides. RefSeq lists its product as uncharacterized. The transcript has a single exon. The record is from RefSeq and is a predicted model, not a curated record. Lineage: Eukaryota; Evosea; Mastigamoebida; Endamoebidae. Bases 1 to 1068 code for a protein of 355 amino acids.